This is a messenger RNA of Kuraishia capsulata CBS 1993, 1038 nucleotides long. RefSeq lists its product as uncharacterized. Gene Ontology annotation, cellular component: ribonuclease MRP complex; multimeric ribonuclease P complex. The coding region runs from base 1 to 1038 and encodes 345 amino acids. The transcript has a single exon. Gene Ontology annotation, biological process: endonucleolytic cleavage in ITS1 to separate SSU-rRNA from 5.8S rRNA and LSU-rRNA from tricistronic rRNA transcript (SSU-rRNA, 5.8S rRNA, LSU-rRNA); tRNA 5'-leader removal; tRNA 3'-end processing. Gene Ontology annotation, molecular function: ribonuclease P activity; ribonuclease MRP activity. The record is from RefSeq and is a predicted model, not a curated record. Lineage: Eukaryota; Fungi; Ascomycota; Pichiomycetes; Pichiales; Pichiaceae.
AUGUUUCCAACGGCGCAUUGCCAAGUUAGGGCUGCUAAGAUAGACUCGAAUUCUGGCAGAAAUCUGCUUGCCAGAGUGAGGGAACACAACUAUGUGAACAAGGUGGAUCUUCUGGCUCCCAAGACUUCCCAAGGUGCGGUGCAAAGUUUACCACUCUCCAAGAUGGUGUGUUACAAGGUGCGGACAAAGCUGCAAACCUUUAUUUCGCGAAAGUUCCUGGACGGUUUGUGUCAAGAGGACCUUCUAGAUGGACUCACUGUUGUUUCUCUCUCCUCCAUCCAAUACGAAGACAGUUUUUCAGUUCACAGUGGUACUUUAUAUGUGACAUUGUGCUCGGAGAGCUACUAUAAACUGGGGCUCAAUGGUGAACAGUCGAAGGCAUUUUCCGACAAGAAAAGGGCCAAAAUGUUUAGGUUGCAGUUCAAACUGUCGGAAUUUCUAAAGAAGGACAAAGAAGUGCCGCAUGACCAUCUCAAGUUUCUAUGGUUUGCAGAGAAGAUAUACGAUAGGGAUAUCGAACUCGUUGUUUCCUUGCGUUCUCAGUCGGAAAUAUUGACGAAGACCUUUGAAAAAGUCAUUCCGGCUACUCUGACCGAGGCGCACACAGACUUGGUCAACUUGUGUCAUCCAGACUUAUUGUCUCCUCUGCAAGACGAGUCCUGGGCCGAAGAAACACUCGAAUGGAUCACGUAUGCCUCAAUCCACGGAAAACAGCUAUAUCAUCCCGAAGACCCAUACCUGUCAUCCUACAGGCUUUCUGGUAAUUUUGUUGAAGAUUCCACAGUUGAUGUCUCGAUAACCAGCUGGUCUGGUGCAUUGUUUCCCAAGGGACUGGUAUCUGACAACGUAGUGAGACAGGUGGUUGAAGGUUCCUAUCCUUGGGCUGCCCUGGUAAUAUACGGAGUGAAAGAUGCGAACACAGCAUACAAGUCGGUGGAGCAUGUGUAUUACGAGAAUGGCGAAAAUGUUUUUGUUCUAUUGAAGAGUGGAGAAUGGAUAGUGGUGUGGGAGAUCUUUGGAGGUGGUGAUUCUGUUUGA